AUGGGUGGUGGGCUGCGACCUCUGUAUGAGCUGGUGAAGGAGGUCCAGUGCGCAGGUUUGAAGAAGCUUCACCUGAAACGAGCCACAGAGGAAUACCUGACAGAGGAGCAUCCCUGCCACUGCCGGCCCUGCCAGAACAACGGUGAGCCGCUCUUGACCCGCACCAGUUGUCACUGCACCUGCCGGCCCGGGACCUCGGGACCAGCCUGCGAGACGGGCGCUGUGAUUGGAGAACAACCAGGGGUGAUCCAUGGCAGCUGGAGCUGCUGGUCCUCCUGGAGACCUUGCUCUGGAGGCCAAAGGUCCAGGACUCGAACCUGCAAUAACCCUGCCCCCAGAGGAGGUGGUCGUCACUGUGUUGGCCAUCAGACAGAGCAGAAGCCCUGUGAAGAUCCUGACAUCCAAUACUUACAGAUGAUGGAGCCUCAGUGCUUUGGUAUUUCUGUAACGCCACCAAAACUCUGUGGACUCCCUCCAAACCUGAGGAAUGGAUUCGUUGAGACUCCUAAAGAAUUUUAUGUUGUUGGAAGCACAGUGCAGUACUCCUGCAUCGAGGGAUUUUACCUGGUUGGAAAUGCCAUAGCAACAUGUGCUGAAAACCAGAAGUGGAACAGGGGACAGAUGUUCUGUAAAAGUUCCACAUGCGGAAGUCCUCCAAUCAACAGUUUAGUUAUUGCCACGCCCACCAGGGAGACCUAUCACAUUGGAGACAGUGUGUCCUUGUCCUGUCCGGCAGGAUCGGUGCUAAACAUGGAUGUGUCAGAGAUCCUGUGCAGCCCCAGUCUGCAGUGGUCUCCUUCUCCCGAUGACAUUUACUGUGAACCGGUGCCAGCGCCGCCUCCUCCUCCCAUCCUUGACCUGAAGUGUAAUCUGUGGGAGACUCCAGGAAAAAAUGGUUGUGUGUGUAAAAGGCCGAAUCAGUGCUCGCCUUCUCUGCAGCUGUGCUCCAGGAUCGGCUCAAGUCACCGUUUAUUAGAGGUUUGUCGGCUGGGAGUUUUACAGUGUUUAGGCGGAAAAUUCACGCUGGCCAACGACACGGAUUGUGAUUGGCCAGAGGAGAGGUUCAAUUCCUGCGAGGACUGCAAACCAGGAACAAUCUGCCAAGAAUCAGUCAGAAAAUGCACCUGCCAGAGUCCAUCGGCGUGCCCGGGAGACUCCGCCCCCCUGUGCGUCAGAUCCAGCGUUGAUGGCGCCACAGUGACCAUGACCCAAUGUGAGGUGGGGGCUCGUCGGUGCACUGGAGAGAGCAUCCAUGUCAUCAGCAUAGAAGCUUGUCAGUAAAAAAUAA
Molecule: messenger RNA, 1288 nt
Organism: Nematolebias whitei (Rio pearlfish)
Lineage: Eukaryota; Metazoa; Chordata; Actinopteri; Cyprinodontiformes; Rivulidae
Product: complement component C7
Exons: 9
Coding region: 1-1281 (426 amino acids)
Biological process (GO): immune response
Cellular component (GO): membrane attack complex
Source: RefSeq, a predicted model, not a curated record